AUGGAUUACCAUUAUCUUCAGGAUGAAGUUCUGCGACAGAGUCUGCAAAACCCGGAGGAGUUCUGGUUGCGACAGGCCGAACGCCUCCACUGGCACAGGAAACCUGAUACUGCACUCCGGACAGCCCAGAAGAGUCUGCAAGAUGGCACCACGCACCCGACGUGGGAAUGGUUCCCCGGUGGGGAAAUCUCCACGUGCUACAAUUGCGUCGACAGGCACGUCGCUGCGGGAAACGGACACGAAUCGGCGAUUUACUACGACAGUCCAGUCACAAAUACAAAGGAGACAAUCACGUAUCAUACACUCCUCAGGGAGGUGGAGACGCUGGCCGGCGUCCUGAGAGAGACAGGGGUCAAGAAGGGCGAUGUCGUCAUGUUGUACAUGCCCAUGAUCCCGGCUGCCUUAGUUGGCAUGCUUGCUGUCAAUCGUUUGGGAGCUAUCCACUCAGUCGUGUUCGGGGGGUUUGCGCCAAACGCUCUUGCUCAGCGAGUCGAGGCUUGCAAGCCAGAGGUACUUCUCACCGCAUCGUGCGGAAUAGUUGGGAAUAGGCCGCCGAUUGCGUACAAAGGACUCGUCGAAGAAGCGAUAAAGCUCGCAUGUCACAAGCCUUCCCACACAAUCGUAUGGCAGCGCGACCAACUACGUUGGAACUUCCAGAAGUCUGUAUCUAGUUGGUGGAGGAAUAUAUGGCGCUGGAUCCGACAAGUUCUCUUCCGUCGCAGGACGAACACUGCAAAACAAUCAUCAUGGCAGGAGCUCGUGGCCAAUGCCAGGGCACGGGGCGUCAAAGCCGACUGCGUACCCGUCCAGAGCGAUCAACCCAUCUAUAUCAUGCACACCUCCGGUACGACAGGAGCACCGAAGGGUGUGUUGCGCAAUUCAGGCGGCCACGCGGUUGGCCUACAAUUCACCAUCGAGUACAUAUUUAACAUCCACGGCCCCGGAGACGUCAUGUUUGCGGCGUCAGAUAUUGGGUGGGUGGUCGGUCACUCUUAUAUCCUGUACGCGCCAUUGCUGGCGGGAGCGGCCACCGUUUUAUACGAAGGCAAGCCGGUAGCAACACCUGAUACGUCUGCCUUUUGGAGGGUGGUGGAGCAGUACAAGGUGAGUACCAUGUUCGCGACGCCAACAGCGCUGCGCGCCAUCAAACAAGAAGACCCAAGUAAUACAAAGCUGUCUGAGAUUGGAGCGCGUGGAGGCCUGCGAUCAUUACAAGCUCUGUUCCUCGCUGGCGAGCGGUCAGAGCCCACCCUCGUCUCCAUGUACCAAGAGCUACUGGAUCAGCACGGCAGAAAGAAUGCACAGGUCAUCGAUAAUUGGUGGUCAACCGAAGCCGGGUCUCCGAUCACCGGCCGAGCGAUUGCGCCUCAUAUCGGGUUGGGAAGUAAGGUGCCGAAAAGUUUAGACAUUCCUCCGAUCAAGCCUGGAAGUGCUGGAAAGCCCAUGCCAGGAUUCGAUGUUCGGGUAGUGGACGAGCAGGGUGAAGAGGUACCAAAAGGGUCGAUGGGUAAUAUUGUGCUCGCCCUACCUCUUGGGCCGACAGCAUUCAACACGCUGUGGUCGGAUGAGGAGAGAUACUACAAAAGCUAUUUGCAGAGGUUUGAAUCCAGGUUUCUGGAUACUGGGGAUGCGGGAUGGGUUGAUCAAGAUGGCUAUGUUCAUGUCAUGAGUCGCAAUGAUGAUGUAUUGAACGUCAGCGCGUAUCGACUAUCCAGUGGAGCCAUUGAGGAGGCCAUCUCGUCACAUCCACAGAUUGCAGAAGCGUGCGUCGUUGCUAUCCCAGAUCAGCUCAAAGGUCAGCUCCCCUUUGCAUUCAUCUCGCUCUCCGUGCCGGAUCACCCAGAAUCGGCCAUACCAGCAGCAACCGUUGCAGCAGAGGUUCAGUCACUGGUACGGAGUCGGGUUGGAGCAUUCGCCUCAUUGGGAGGUAUAGUGCAGGGCAAAGGCAUGAUACCGAAAACGAGGUCCGGCAAAACAUUACGGCGUGUGCUUCGGGAGUUGGUGGAGAAUGGGGUCUACGGGGACUUGGAUCGGAGUGUCGAGGUCCCAAGCACAGUCGAGGAUGCGACGGCUGUACAAGUGGCGAGAGCCAAGAUUCGGGAGUACUUUAACAGAAACAAGGGUAAGCACAAGGCGAUUGAGGCAAGGGAGACGGCAUGA
Aspergillus pseudoviridinutans is the source of this 2160-nucleotide messenger RNA. Its product is annotated as putative acetate-CoA ligase. The coding region runs from base 1 to 2160 and encodes 719 amino acids. The transcript is spliced from 2 exons. The record is from RefSeq and is a predicted model, not a curated record. NCBI's taxonomy places the organism in Eukaryota, Fungi, Ascomycota, Eurotiomycetes, Eurotiales, Aspergillaceae.